This is a messenger RNA of Guyanagaster necrorhizus, 1483 nucleotides long. RefSeq lists its product as uncharacterized. The record is from RefSeq and is a predicted model, not a curated record. Bases 92 to 1390 code for a protein of 432 amino acids. The transcript has 3 exons. NCBI's taxonomy places the organism in Eukaryota, Fungi, Basidiomycota, Agaricomycetes, Agaricales, Physalacriaceae.
AACGAACUAGGUCUGGCGUCUGUUCGAUAAGCAAUGUCUUUCCUCCAUCCUGCUUUGAUAGGCAUCAAUACGAGAAAAGUAUCAUCGUAAUAUGUGCUUCACCGCGAUGUCAGCUGAACCUGCGAUCCAAGACCGGGUGAAGCCACCCAUCGAUUCUCUUCCCCCCGAAAUUCUGUCCGAAAUCUUUCUCUUCGCCAUCACAAGGCCCUACAGGAUGUUCGGAGAUCUAUAUCGCGGACCGUGGCUACUAGGAAGGGUCUGCCGACGAUGGCGCGACACCGCAUGGAGCUGCGCUGCUCUGUGGUCGUCAUUUUCGGUUCAUUGGCCUGAACACGGGAAAGAAGACGUCGGAGAAAGGCUGCUCAUGGACGCGCUUCGGCAUACUGGACACAAGGGGCUUUCGAUGACGAUACUGUUAUCCAAUGACUUCCCAAAUGCCAUCAUCCAGGGUCUGGUCCGGCAUUCAUCGCAGUGGGAAGACGUCCAUAUACCCACUCCUUCCUGUCUUCCAUGGACCCAAUUAACGCUAUCCAAUCCUCCUUCACUCCAUCUUCCAUCUUUAAAAUCACUUGUCGUGGGUAGGCAACCAACCGUGGACAGCCUCGCCGCCAUCUUGAGCAUGUUCUCACACACGCCCAACCUGCGAUCCUUCAAAUUCAACAUAUACCACACUCGUUCUGAUUUCGACCCGAGCGCCAUCGGAGUGCCGUGGUGGCAGCUCACGUCCUUGGUCAUGGUUUUGGGGCCGAUGCGAGAUUGUCCCGUGGAGGCGAGCAUCAAGGUUCUCCGUCUCUGCUCAAACCUCGAAACGUUGAGAGAAGAGACUAUACUCCACUCUGUUCCAGAAUCCAUCAUGGUGACGCUCCCGAGACUUGGCUCGCUCAGCGUCAGGUCCCCUGAGAUACUAUACUAUCUCGUUUGUCCAGCGCUAGAACACCUGUCAAUCCUUCCGCGAUACGAUGCCCCAUUCUCUAUACCGCCCCUCUCGCAGCUCAUCGCUCAUUCCAGAUGUCAACUCCGCUCUCUCGAUAUUUGGCUAUGGCGCCAUCUGGCAGACCCAGGAGAACUUUUCUCGUGCGUGCCGCACCUCCGCAAAUUGGUUCUUCGCGUGGAAUGCUACGACAAAGACGUGGCAGAGCUCCUCAAAUAUCUCACCUUGGGUGACACGAGCAUGAUGCUCCCCAGUUUGAACAUCUUCGAGCUGAAGGUGCAGGAGCUUUUCACGGGAAAAACACACUUGGAGGAAUUGGACGAAGUACUGGUUAGGAUUAUCGACGCGCGCUGGAACGUUCCUAAAGAAUUAUCGGUCGCCCAGUUGCGUCAAGUGCGAAUCAGCAAGAAGACCAGGCUACUCGGAACCUUAGGACGUUGUCUCGUGUCGACCGUCUGAAAUCCUUCAAGACAGAAGGAUUGGAUAUAUCCAUCAUUUUUGAACAGGAGAACGGAUACGGAUGGAUGGAAGACCGUGUCUUUCUGUGAUGCA